AUGAGCUACCUGCCUGACACUUGGGUGCUGAGGGGACUCAUGGACUGCUUCAAGAAGCAGCGUGCUGAGGGGACUCAUGGACUGCUUCAAGAAGCAGCGAGGGUGAGGAGUACGCCAGAUGUAGGGGGACCAUAUCAGAGAGGGUUCCGUAGCGGCGCCUACCAGCCCGACGCGCGCACGGAACCCCAUAAUAUGAGCUACCUGCCUAACACCAGCGUGUUGAGGGGACUCAUGGACUGCUUCAAGAAGCAGCGGCGCCUUUCACGCACGGAACCCUAUAACGUGAGCUACCUGCCUAACACCAGCGUGUUCAGGGGACUCAUGGACUGCUUCAAGAAGCAGCCCGACGCGCGCACGGAACCCUAUAACAUGAGCUACCUGCCGAAUACUAGCGUGUUGAGGGGACUCAUGGACUGCUUCAAGAAGCAGAAGGUGACGUCACCGUCGUACGACUACCCCGACGCGGUGCUCCUGGCAAUCCUUCGCACGCUCACGGCGGAGUAUAUUCGCCCGCUGCCGCCCGUGGACCUCUGUUUUGUGCACGAAGCUUUGCACAAAGGUAGCCAAUGGCGCAGUGGUGGACUGAAGCUAGCCGCCAGACAAGCACAGUCCGUGGGCUCCGCGCGCCGCCUGGCCGACAAUUGGCUGCAGAGCAUCGACCCAGAUCACAGCGAGGAGUCGGAGAUCCUACUAAUGUUCUCUCUUCUCCCGAUCCUCUGCCGCGGGGUCCCGCCCAACACGCUCCGCCCAGCUUUAGAGCGCUGCCUGGCUGCCGCCGCCCGCCCUACCGACGUCCGCCCUACAGAUUCCGCCCGCCCUACGGAUUCCGCCCGCCCUACAGAUUCCGCACGCCCUACGCUAUGCUACGAUUCCGCCCAGCCGCCCUUGCUCACCAUACAGCUGGAGGGAAUCCGCGCUAGCUUGGAGUGCGAGAGGAUACACGACGCGAAUAGAACGCUGCUCUCGCAGAUCAUUGAGAAUUACUUCACGGUGAUAUCGGACGAUCAUGUGUCGUGGCCAGCCUACGUGCAGACCUGUCGUCACCUAUCCAGCAAGUACCUCGAGCGGAUGACGUCACCGUCCUCCUGGUGGGAGGUGACGGGCGAGGCGCUGCGUAAAGCGGCCGACGUCAGGGCUGCGGUGGCGGUGGCGGCCGUUACGGCGGGGGCGGAGGCGCCGCUGAAUUGGUUAAAUGAGGUCAUUGACACUCAGGCCGGCCAUAUUGCUGACCAACAGUUUUCUCUGCAAUGCAUUUUGGCGCCACUAAAAGCCGUGAAGCCGGACGACCUGAGCACUAAAGAGUGGUUCCUGCAACUCAUGGCCAGAACACAAGUCGCUUUCAAAGAAACCGAGGAGCUAUCAGCGCACCAAUACCUCUGCGACGUGUUCAUACUAAGCGCGGUGGUAUUCAGCGGCUGUGCAGCGCUGGCGAGGGAGCCGCUGACCAGCCGUACAGUGCUGAGAGCGCUGCUGCCGUGCGCUGCAGCUGCUUUAAUGAGCAGGGAAGCGUGGCAGGACAGCACUGUACAGAUGCUGGAAUGGCUGAGCCACACGCGAGACUGCGUGCGCGACGAAGCCACCGCGCUAAGCUGCCAGCGAGCGAUGUUAGUACUGAGGGAUCAUGACGCCUUCACCACGCACAGGAUAUGGGCGAGACUGGAAAGCUAUUUUGGGAAACAGACGAACUUCGAAGACUGAAUUCGAAGCGGCAUAAAUGGCAAUUGAUUGCCACAACUCUAGGUAUUGUUUUGUUUUUGGAAAUUGUUAUUUUAUAAACAUUAAAUACGUCUUUUGUAAUUAUCGCAUAGAUAUUAAGAACAUUUAUAACGUGCCACGCUGAAUUACUUAAUAUGUGUUUGAUCUGUUUUUUUUUUGCAAUUUAUUAGCUGUUAUGAACAGUAAAUUUACUAUUUAUUAACGUUAUCUAUCUAUCUUUUGUUCUCUAUGAUGAAAUUGUUAUUAUGUGCCUUAAUAAAACACAGCGUUCUGUUGAGAGAGCUGUCUAUGAUC
Molecule: messenger RNA, 2010 nt
Organism: Ostrinia nubilalis (European corn borer)
Lineage: Eukaryota; Metazoa; Arthropoda; Insecta; Lepidoptera; Crambidae
Exons: 14
Coding region: 1-1698 (565 amino acids)
Biological process (GO): regulation of post-transcriptional gene silencing
Source: RefSeq, a predicted model, not a curated record